Dovyalis caffra is the source of this 168-nucleotide messenger RNA. NCBI's taxonomy places the organism in Eukaryota, Viridiplantae, Streptophyta, Magnoliopsida, Malpighiales, Salicaceae. The record is from the annotation of a GenBank genome assembly.
AUGGUGGAGAAAAAACGGAGGACGACGGAGGCGGCCGUGGUCGAGGAUUUUGUGGAUGCUGAGGGAGCGAGUGUCGAGAGAGAGUGGACCAGUGAGUGGGGUUUGGAGGGUGAGGAGAGCGGUGGCGUGGAUGGUGGAGGAAGGGAAGUGGAAGUAGAGGGUGAGUGA